Messenger RNA from Frankliniella occidentalis (western flower thrips), 1756 nucleotides. RefSeq names its product protein takeout-like. The record is from RefSeq and is a predicted model, not a curated record. NCBI's taxonomy places the organism in Eukaryota, Metazoa, Arthropoda, Insecta, Thysanoptera, Thripidae. Bases 262 to 1035 code for a protein of 257 amino acids. The transcript has 8 exons.
CCCCACCUCCGGCCUCCUCUGCAGGUCGCCUCCGCGGCGCCACGCCACGCCGAGUCGGCCAUAGCCGCGAGGCGCGCCGCGCGGCAGUGCCGGGUGAGACCAAGACGCGAGCGCACCGGUGACAGUCGUGUCCAGCAGCGCCGCUACAGGUGUCGAUCCCAGAACAUAGACGAUUCAAAGGGCAAUUGCCCGACCGAGUCGUGUAAACCGAAGACGCCAGAUUAAUUGACUGAUUUUAUUGGAGCCGCAGCCCACCUCACGAUGCCGGUCCCGGCGCGACUCUGUCUGGUGAUCGCCGUCAUCGUCGCUCUCCUGAUCGCGGUUGUGACCCGGACCAGCGCGGCGGCGGUCAAAGCAGGGGACUUGUUUGACCUGUGCAAGAGGAAUGAUCCGCAGCUUAACGAGUGCGUCAAAGACUCCAUCACGAAGCUUCGGGCGACCUUCAAGAAGGGUAUUCCGGAGCUGCGGGUGCCGUCUCUGGACCCUAUGGUCGUCCCCCGGAUCUCCCUCAACCAAGGCAACGGCCCAGUGUCCAUCACCAGCAGCUUCAAGGACCUCCACAUCCAGGGCUUCUCCGACGUGCAGAUCAACAGUGUCAAGGUCGACCUGCCCAACUUCCGGAUAGACGUGGACUGCUACCUGCCGUGGUUCUACACGUGGGGGGACUACGAUAUCAAGGGCCAGAUACUCAUCCUGCCGAUCAGUGGCAACGGCCCGAGCUGGAGCAACUACACGGACGUGAGGGGGCGGGCCGUUAUCACGGGACACGAGGUCGUCAAAAAGAACAAGACCUACUUCGGCAUGGAGGACAUGAAGUUCGACGUGGACGUCGGCCACGCCACUAUUCACAUGGACAACCUGUUCAACGGAAACAAAGCUCUCGGUGACACGAUGAACCAGUUUAUGAGUGACAACUGGAAGGCUGUGUAUUCAGAACUCAAACCCGUUAUCAACGAGGCUGUGGGCACGCUUCUGAGGGAUGUGGCCAAGAAGAUUUUCGAUAAAUUUCCUCUGGAAGAGCUGUUUCCUAUGUAGAAGCGGCCAUCUCUAGUCGGGCUAGAUUAUAGUCUGAGACAACAUAGGACCCAUCAUUUCCUGUUUUACCCGAGGAAGUGUGAUGCGCUGCUAAACUGUUGUAGCCGACCCAUCCUUCGCUCUUAAGGACACGGCUGUACUUCAGCAGACUUAAUUUGGCUGUGAAGGCUUGCUGCUUCUUGUUAUUUGUUGCCGCUCUCAGUGACUUGACAGUGUGUGGGAAGCGUCUCUUUCCUGCAGAAUGUCUGGUUUUGGUACACUCUGCGCCGAAAUGUAGGCAGCUCAACGUACAGCUGAAUGAAGCUUCUUGGGCUGCCUACAUCUGAGGCGUUUCCAACCGCGACUGAGUGGACGCUCCUCCCAAGGACGCGGUCCAUCGUUUUGCCGUGGGCGCCGCAGACAGCGCGACAGUGGCGACUUGGAGAGACUUCAACAAGACUUUUGUGAUACUAAUGCGUAUGGUUGCUCACUUUAGAAAUAAUCAGUGUUAAGUUACCGCUAGCAAAUACAUUACUAUAGAUUGAUAGGUACGGUUUAAUGUAAUCGAGUCUGUGUUUUAUUUACCAAUUCGACUAUCAAGUGCAUAGUUGUGUUUAGUAGUUCACACCGCCUCAUGCAGUUCCCACAUCCUUGCACGGCAUGUCAUUGUGAAAACAGUAUUUCAAUAUUUGAUGUAAGCACACCAAAUGGAUUAAAAAGAAAGGUGCCAAUUUACAGUUCA